AUGUAUGUCCCCCGUCAAGUUGGCGUUUUCUUCCUAUUGCUGUUUUUCUUAAAGGUUGCCUCCUUCGCCUGCAUUGAUGGUAUGUGUUCUAAUUUCAUUUCUUUCUGUUUUCACAUGAAAAAAGAAUUGUCUGGGGGGAAGAGUUUCAAUACGUUUUAGUGUCGCCGCACCACGAGUUCCUAGUCGUGAAGAUGUUCUCCAGCGGUACUAUGAAAAUUCUGUUAGUCUACUAGAAAAAAUAAAAAUAAAAUAUUUAGACUUGCAAUAUCUGGAUAUCUUCCAUCCAAAUGCUACGUACGUUAAGGGUUUGCAAGAUAAGUAGUAAAAAUAACAGAACAACAUUACAAAGUAGUCAAGAGUCAUUCGCUAAAAUGCUGUCAUAUUAUAUAACAUUCUUUGUUUGAGCCGAAAAUGUUUUUCGUUGAAGGAAGCUUAAGUGUUGCGUGAAAACCCCCGCCCCACACAUGCGCGAACUGUAACAGGUGCUUUAUCCACAAGCCCAUAUCAAAUUUCUCUCCUGCAUUCGCUGUUAAAUACAGUAUGUUGAAGUUUUUAAGCUAAAUUGUUAAAUUAUAACUAAAGAAGACACUGCGAUUCGUAGCUAUGUUCUUGUUUCUUUGUUUUUAAGAUGUUAUAAAAAUAGGUCAGUUUUUAGUAGCUGUUCGUUUAUCCCUCGCGCGUAUUUUGAGACAAGGUUAGUGAUGGUCAGCUACACUAUGGUUACGAGAUAUGACGUCAUACGUAGCAGGUGGUCAAACCAUUUUUAAGUAAAAAUGAAUGCCUUUUCAACUUCUUUCAACAAUAAGAGUAAAGCUUGUGGAUGCAGAGAUGCAAAAUGCUUAUUUAUGUGUUACGUUACUCGUCAAGCACAAAAAAAAUACUAUUUAUCCCGGUUACAGCGAGCUCCAUGUUCUAAUACAAGUGAAAACUCGGGGAAACCUUUUAUUCUGCAGGAAAGAAUUAGUAUGGGAAACUGACAAGAUAAACAAACCCUUGAUGCUGCCGGCUGCGAAAAUUGCUUCACAUUAAGCUGACACAAAGGGUGCUUCAUUUGUUAAACAGUUCUGUCUCACAUUUAUCUCUUGUUGGUAUUCGUAAAUUUCCAAAUGCAGAGAAUAUAUAAAUUCUAAUAAAUUUAGAAGAGGGAAAAACUGCUAUCUUUUUUUGCUUAAGGCAGACACACUUAUGCAUGGAGAUUACUUAGAGCGGUUGCAAGAAACUGCUGCUGAGCGAGCCGUCAGGACUCAGGAAUCUGCAUCAGGUUCUCGUCACUUUCGUGGAUAUGUUCCGAAAUGAUGUCACUUUCAAAUCGAAAUCAGUUAAGAACGUCUGUCCCAAAACAAUAACAAGCUUAGCCCGUUAACACAGGGAUAUUGAAAUUUGCAACAGCUUCCCGUAGUUGGGAAAACAUUAUUUGCUGUUCGUUUUUUUUCUUAUUGGUUGAAUACUGAAAGCUGUCAUGACAUAGUUCUCUAUUUGAAGCCGUGAGAGGAAAAUUAAUAGGGUCAUACUGCUUUCUAUAUUCCUUUUCUCUUCUCUUUCGGGCCUUUUUUUUCUCUGACAUUUUUUUUCUCUAAUUUCCAGAAGCGUGAUUUCAUUCUCCUACUGGGAAUCAUAAAAUUGGGCCCGGGUUACUUUCUAUAUAUAACUAAAAGUUUACUGAUAGUCAUGAAAACUCCUUCAACUUAUAAACGUAUUUUAACAGUUAAGCUGGACAUUGUAUUAAAUAAUAAAGAAGAUAAACACGCGAUUUACAUACAUACGUCAUUUGGCAGAUGGAUUUUAAAUGUAUUUCUUGAAAUUGUCUAUAAAUAUAUUUUUACAUGGACCUUUUAGUUAUACGCCUCCGUUCCAACCAGCUCAAAUUUCUCUUUGUGGCUGCAAAACCGUAAGAUAAAAACUAUUUACUAUACCAAUGCAAAGGUGGAGGGAUGUUUGGUUACCCCUUAUCCCUGUACUGCAGCUUAGUUAGUUCACUGUUCCUGUAGUACCGUUUAUCUAGUUUUUCAAAGUUCUUUUUUUUUCGGUCUGUAACGUUUGAUACAAUUAAUGCUUGGAAGACAUAUUUGUUUGCAACGAAGCAUUGAUCUUGUCAUUCACAAGGUCUUUCAUGCAUGAAAAUUAAUUUCUUUUACUUAUAUGGAGGUCGCAAUAUUAACAACAUGGGAAGGACUUCUCGUAAACGACAGUGCAACUGGUUUUUUUUUUCUUCGUUGUUAUUUUGGCUGCCUAGAAGUAGCACAAUAAAAUAUUAAUUGAUCUGUUAAUUUGAAUGACAUGACUGAAAUCUCUCAUUUUGCACAAGUUAUUAGCGGAAAUUAACUUGUGGUAGAAGGAAUUAAGCAAAUUAAAGGGGAACAUGUAUGUUCCCCUUCAAAGUUGGCGUUUUCUUCCUACUGCGAUUUUCUUUAAUGGUUGCCUUCACCUGAAUUGAUGGUAUUGAUUCACGGUUUUUCUUCACAUUACGAGUUCCUCUAAGAAAGUACUAGUUGCACGAAAGACACAGAAAGAAGAAGAUCGUUUAAAAAUGUUUAUAUAGGCUAAGUUCCUCUUCUGUUUAUGUCUUGGUUCCAGCCUUGUCAUUCGGCUGAAAAAAUCUUCUUAAGAGAUAUUUUCGAUCACUUGAUUGUUUUGACUUCCUUAGAAACGGAAUGACAAGAAUCAAUAUUUAAUAAUUAACUAAGGGUAAUUGUCCAAGGCUUAAUUUGUUUUAAGUCAUCCCUUGGUCCAGGUUAAGCAAUUGCAGAUUCAGGAUAAGAACUGCAUAAUAUUCAAGAAACGUCCGGACCUUUUGGCAUUCUUGGGUAAUGAAAAUCGCCUUUAUUAGAGUAAAGACAGUUAGCUAUAGAAAUGUGGUAGCGUUAAAGCACAUUAAAAGAGAAGAAAUCGUCACUUUUCGUUGACAUGCGUUGCUCAAGAACAUGUUUGCCUUUAAGCUGCCUAUUGCUAUGAUUGUGAUACCUGUAUGUAGGUGGAUAUAUUCAGUCAGGUAUAAUAAUAUUAAAACCGGUGGAAUUUGAGAGUGACCCUUCUAAGGCGCCCUAAUUCUAAUGAAAAUUUAAGCGCACUCGUGGGAGUCAGAUUUAUACAGAUGUAAUCGGGUACAUAGUGACAACUGACCACCCUCGGGAUGUAUAUUUAAUUUCGAAAAGCAAAAACCGCCCAAAAUUAAUUUGACAGGGUUUUGCAGAAUCUAUAUCACUUGUGAACAAGUUAAGCAAAAAAGUGUGAGACAUAAAAAUGUGAGUUUGCAUGAUUUAGAACUGCCACUGAAAAUCCGACAUGAUCAGAUAGUGUGGUUUGCGGUCAAGGAAUUCUCCUGUUUGAUUGUUUAAAAUGGGUAUACAUAUAUACAUUUCAGUCUUCAUUCGCAUGCAGUUUUAUUGCAGUAUUAAAUGGAACGAUGUGUAUGUGUCAGAAUACUCCGUGUGUUUAAGGUCAUGUUUCCUUACCAUGACAGCAUUGCUUGCUUUCUCGUUCGGGUCUGUAGAUCUAGAUAUAUAGACGCAGGUUUGCAGUUUUUAGCUUUGAAGUCACCGUGUCUCCUAAAUAUGUAUAAUCAAAAAAAUUUCAUAACGGGGCAAAAAUAAUCUUAUAUGCGUGACAGUCAAACUUUUAUUCACUAAGAAUUCUAUGAAGCCACCCCACAGAUUUGACGACAAGCGAUCAACAGUGCCAAAUACGAGUGCAAAGUUGCACUUUUGAGUAAAAAAAAAUACCAGCGCCGAAACGAGUUCUCACCUUGUUUUCAGUCGCUCCAAUGCCUGCGAGGAAGAUUAUUUGGCCCACUCCAAGGGAAGCGACAAGACUUACCCGGAUUUGUGACAGUGGUGCUUUAAUAUCGCUGUGGGUCUAGUAAAAUCGCCGUGACAACCGAGGAAUCAGUUUAAUCAGCUCACCCAAACCAAGACCCAACUGAUUGAUACUUGGGACAAUUUUAUAAGAUUUAGCCAGUUAGCAAUGCUUGGCCCAUAACCUCGACGUAGAAACUGAAAAGAGCAACGACUAGCUGACUCUAUGUCUGCUAAACUCCUAAAACUCUAUGGCUGAUAAGACAAUAGUAGCUGUGUAAAAAAAGGCAAUGUGAAAAAAGAAAAUGUAAGGAAAGCAAGGACAAGCUGAUUAUAAAUCUUUCAGAUUACUUUGUCCUUCACAAAAUAUUGGAAACUGCAAAUUCCGAGAAUCAAGAUUUCAGUAGACACCCUAGAUUAAAAGUGGACUUUUUUUGUUUAAUGCCCAAAGCCCAAAGAAGUACUUUUUUCAGGAUUCCUGUAUAUGAAAGGGUAAGGGUUUCACUGGUUGAUUUAUAAAAUAAGGUAGGGAAAUCUAUCAUUGCGGUCUGCGGAAGGACCUAAAAGGUGUAUUUUAUAGCUGUGAAAAAGACAAGAUAACUUUCUGUACGUGAAGGGGGUAAGGGGGUAUCAUUUGUUAUAUUAACAAAAUGUGAUUCGAAAGGAGCACUUUUUCUGUCAAAACUGGUGUAUAAAAGGGCUAGGGGUUGCACCUCGGGGUGGAGCCCCCCCGUGUGAAAUUUGAGUUCAGUCCCCCCAGUGAAAUUGUGCGUAUAAUUCAGCAUUCCAUAGCAAAUACAAAUAUUUUACAAAACAUAAUUCAGUAAACAAAAUAUUUCAUAAAAUUGGUUAAUCGUUCAUGACAGGAGAUCUGUAUUAUGACAAGAGAAUUACUUGGACGUUUCCUUGAUUUAUUUAACAAAAAAUACAAUAUCAGUUUAAAAUAUUCACUACAAGCUACUAUAUUUCAGUCUUUACAAUACAAAGAUACAAAAACCUCUACUUUGAGAAGACAUGCAAACUAUCUUAAUGUUCAUAAUGACACAAUAUGUAUACGAAAAUUACAUUUAUAACUGCAUUGUGGCUUAUUGUUAAUACAUCAACAUGUAGUCUACAAAAACCGUUAACUUUAAUGGUCAUGGAGACCCCCGAAUCACUUUCCAUUAAGUUGUCCUUAAAAUUAAUUGUACCCCUUUCAUACUAUAUCUUGAAGAGACAGUAACAUUACCAGUUGAAUGGAUAAUCAAUCGCUAUUUUUUUCUAUUUCUACAAGAUCCUUUUAAAGGGAUCUCUUAGAAAACCUCCUACACAGGUCGACCUUUAUCAGGCGCGGAUCUAAGAUAAGUACUGACCGAUUUCCUAAACGAGCGCUGAAAGGGUAAGCUUUUAGGGUGUCCGGGAACAUGCUCCCCCUGGAAAUUUUUUGGAUUUUAACUCCUUAAAGUCUCCUUUUUUGGGGUCCCUGAGUCAUUCAGACAGGAUACUGGCGAGAUUAGGGAUCUCGCUUACGUCAAAGGGAAAACGCGAAUUUGUAGCACGUGACGAAGUUCCCUUUGUUUGUCGCCUACUGUUCAAAAUUUCUACACAUAAAUUAGUACUUUCGCGCAAUUUUUCGUACGUCAAAUUUUAUCAAAAAAUGAUUGACUAGCUAUAGGACCACAAUACAAGGCUGCAUAGGCCCGUCGAAGCUUGAAAAAAAUAUCCGCAAGUGGAAUUAAUGAACAUGUUUGAUAUACCAAUGAGAAACAUGUUUCACAACGAGCUUGUAACCCUGAGUUUGAGUUCCAGAAACAAGAAUGUCAUAAAACAAAGGGAAGAAAGAGGAACCCAGUUGUAAAGGACUUGAAUGACAGUUCAGUCUUUGUUUCCGGCAAGCUAACGCUGAAGAAUAAAACAGGGUCAUUCUCUUUUCUUUUCCCUCCUUUCUUUUUUGACAAAUAUUUUUUACCAAAAGCGUGAUUUCAUUCUCUUAUUCGGAAUCAUAAAAUCAGAUUACUUUCUAAUAUAUAAGUGAGAGUUGAUUGAAAGUCAAGGAAAAUCCGUCGACGUAUUUUAACAGUUAAGUUGAGCAUUGCGUUAAAUAAGAAGAUAAACACGAUUUGCAUACGUCAUUUGGCGGAUGGAUUUUUAAUGUAAUUUCUUAAUUACCGGCUGAAAUUGUCUAUAAAUAUAUUUUUACAUGCACCAUUUAGUUAUAAGCCUCUAUUCGAAUCAGCUCAACUUUCUCUUUGUUGCUCCAAAACCGCAAGAUAUAAUUAAGUUUUAAGUCUGCACCAUUUAGUUAGAGGGAUGUUUGGUUACCCCUUAUCCCUGUACUUGAGCUUAGUUAGUUCACUAUUCCUAUAGUACCGAUAUUUCGAUUUUCAAAUUAAUCAUCCGCCUUCUAGCUAGUUUUAAUUAUUUUCCAAGUCAUUCCAGUCCUUACGAAAAUAGAAUAUAACAAUAACAACAAUAAUAAUAAUAAUAAUAAUAAUAAUAAAUAUAAAAUGGCCAGUUAUACUAGUCUUAUAUUCUUAUAUAGUAAGGGAGUACGUUAACAGCAGGUGGAUAAAUGUCAAAUGCCUAUAUAUUGAGAAUCAAUAUAAUAUUGAGAAUCAGGAUUUUUGCUGGAAAGGUUUAAUUGAAUUGACUCAGUUUACUCUAAAUGAGCCAGCCACAUGGUAAACAUUAGCCAAACAGGAACGUGUAGUGCAGAAUUUAUUUACUCCUUCAUUAAAUUUACCGUUUCGCGAACCAAAAGUUAAAACUAGUUCCUGUGCCUUAAUACUGAUUUGAAAACUUGCUUCCCACUUUCCGUAAUCAUUAAUCUGUACAAAAAAGGUCGUAGUUGGUAGAUCUAAACGUAUCUGUUUUGUGAGAAUCAUAUUUCCAACAAUUAGGUGUGGCUCUCCCCUGGAUCAUUAACUUCUAACAGAAGCAUAUGCUUCUGCUUCUAAACAGUAUACUUUCAAUUAGCUUCAAAACUAACCGUUUUUAUUACCUACAAUUUUAAGUAGCUCCAUGUUCUAAGUGAAACCUCGGGGAAACAUUUUGUUUAACAGGGAAGUAGAGUAAGGUAAACAGACAAGAUAAACAAACCUCUAAUGCUGCCGGCUGCGAUAAUUGCUAAACUGCACUUAAAGUUAACAUACUGAGGGUGCUUCAUUUGCGUGACGCAGUUUUGUAUCACAUUUAUCUCUUUUUGGUGCUCUUACACUUCCAAAUACAGAGGAUAUAUAAGUUCUUAUAAAUUUAAAAGAGAGAAAAACUACUAUCUACUUUCCCGUAAGGCAGAAAAAUUUAUGCAUGGAGAAUUACUGGGAGUGGGUGCAAGAGUCUACUGCUGAGCGAUCCCCACAGGACUAAGGAAUCUAUAUCAGUUUCUCGUCACUUUCGUGGAAAUGUUACGAAAUGAUGUCACUUUCUUCAAAUCGAAUUCAGUUAAGAAUUUGGUUAUCUCUUCUUAAAACGUGUUCAAUAAAAAUUGUUACCAAAACAAUAACAAGCGAUUAGUCCAUUAAAACAGGGAUAUUGAAAUUUUGCAACAGCUACCCGUAGAAAUAUUGUUUGCUGUCCGUAUGUUCUUAAUGGUUGAAUACUGAAAGCUGUCAUGACAAAGUUCUCUAUUUGAAGCCGAGAGAAACGUGAUAGGGUCAUCCUGCUGUCAAUAUUUUCCUGUUUUAGGCGCACGUUGUUAGUUUCUGAACCACUGAGGUAAGAUAUAGUAGGGAUAAUGCCGAGCAUGGACGUUUGUCUCCAAAUUUGUGCCUUUGGUCUGUCUCUGUUUUUAUUCCCAGUUGCCUUUGGUUGCACUGAUGGUAAGCAUUUUAUUUCAUCUUCAAAAUUUGGUUUGCAAACCUUCUUUAGUUAAGUUACCUAACCUUGAAGGCAACUCAAUUAAACAUCCAAAAGUGGAAUUAACAAUUCAAAUAUAUAUAAUUAAACCUUCUUGAAGUAGUGGAAUGAAUUUCGGACACUUUGUGUUCCACUACCCCAAACUUUGUAGUAAAUUAAAGCAAAAAUAGGUACUUAUACAUAAAAACCAGAAAAGAAAAAAGCUUAACGAUACUUCGAGUCAUGCUGCAAGCUGUGAAACGCUUAAAAUGAGAUUGACGGGGUGAGCAUUUACUGCAUUUAAGGCUGACAAAGAGCGACUUUUGAUAUUCCUUUUUUUUAUUCUUUGCAAACAGUUGUUUUUAUGUUCAAAAGUGAGUGUUUUUCUUUUUAAUUGUUCUCUUUUUUUGACUCAUUUUGACUAACUUAAUCUCAUUACAGGAAUAGUCAUGCAAAAUUCCCGUAUAUUUUUUUAAUAGCAUAUGCUGAGUAAAGGAUUGGAUAUAAGCGCUUAUCGAAUUUCUUGAUUCAUUGAUAUUUUCCAUAUAUCUUUAUUCCAAGGCUGUUAGGCUUUUUAUUGGUAAUACAAUCGAAUUGAGUUCAAAAUAUUUUACCCAAAUACACCGUCUGUUGAUACCGCUGAGAAAAAGUAAUAACGCCGUAAAAUUGAUUGUGUCCUUGAAGCAAAAUAGUUUGGAAGGCUUCACUACCAAUGGUUUUUCGAAGAUUCCAAGUUCGCAUUUAAGACCACUAACUUCAAUAUCUCGAAAAAUAUGCUAUAUAAAGUCUGGACUUCAGAUUGUUUAUGAAGUUUAACAGUUUAGUUCUAAUAACUAUUUUUUAAGGUAAUUUUCGUUUAUGCAAUCAAAUUAAUUCAGUUCAAACUAUUUUUCGCAAAGACACUGGCUGUAUACGCGCAAGGAAAAAAAUAUAACCCCGGAAAAAUUACUGUCAAUGUCCUUGAAGACAAAUAAUUCGGAAGGCUUCAUCGGUGCACCAUAAAUCUUUUUAAUUUCUGAAAAGCAUACUUCCUAAGCAAUAAAAAGAGACCAAAAUUAAUAUAAAUCUGUACGUGGAAUAUUUAAGAAUUUAUGAUUUUUCGACGAUUCAAAGUUCGCUAACUAAAUUUUGCGCAAAAUGACCUGUGUGCAACUUUGGACAAAAACACGAAAUUCUACAUCUCGAAAAAUAUGCCAUGUAAGGUUGGGAUUUCAAAAUCUUUAUGCAGUAGAACAGUGUUUUCACUAUUUUCAAGGUAAUUUCCCUUAUGCAAUUGAAUUGAGUUCAAACUAUUUUUCGUAAAUUACCGUGUAAGAAAGUGGAUUGGCAAUAUUCACAGCAUGGAAAGGAAUUGUUUGAAAACAACAGUGCAACUAGAAUUCUCUUUUAUUUGCUGCCAUUUUGACUGCCUAUAACCAGAACACUUAAUUAUUACUUGAUCUGUUAAAUUGCAUGACUGAAAUUUCUUAUUUUCUGCACAAGUUAUUAGCCAAAAUAUCUUGCGGUAGAGGGAAUUAAGCAACGGGGAAUAUGUAAGUCCCCUUCAAAGUUGGCGCUCUCUUCCUACUGCCAAAAUAUAAACAUCAGUUACACGUAGUUCCCUGCUCUGAGACAAAGACCCCGAAGGAAACCUUAGGAAAAAACCCCUGCACAAGUGGUAUUUUUACCCAAAAAAUUACGGGUCCAUUCAUUUGUUUCUUCCUUGUUUCAGAUAAUGGUCGUACACUAGAGUUCCCAGGACCUUUCUCCUUCAUUAGCAAGCGUUUGGUGAACCACACUAUAGGAACUAAAAUUGUUGCUGAUUUUGAGAACUGCAAGCUGCAUUGUUACUACGAACACAAUUGCGUGAGUGUCAACUAUCACGUGAGCACAAAAACAUGUGAGUUAAACAACGCUACUCAUCGAUGGCAUAAUAACGAAUUCAAAGAUGAAAAUGGUUACCUCUAUCAUGGAGCAGAUGUAAGUUCUUUCUAGUUAACUGCUCUCCUUCCCCUCCCCCCUUUUCCUCCCCCUGCUUCUCCUUCUCCUUCUCCUCCUCAACAUUAUCACCAUUAUCAUCAUCAUCACCGUCAAUAUCAUUUCUCGUUCACUUUUCUUCUUCUUCUUCUUCUUCUUCUUCUUCUUCUUCUUCUUCUUCUUCUUCUUCUUUUCUGCAAAAUUUCCACUGAUUAUAUCACUUCACCCUAAUCAUCCAGCUACUCGUUUGCUUCAUUUACUAUUUUCUCUGUUUCUCUUUUAAGAAUGCCUGUGAAGAGUUCGAUUGUUUAAAUGGAGGAACCUGUCAAUCCGGAUUCACAGUAGAAAGAUAUCGAUGUUUGUGCCCUCUUGGUUUUAGGGGUAAGCGCUGUCAAGCAGGUAAGAAAAUAAAAGAGGUAAAAUGGAGCCUUUCUUUCACUUAACAUUUGCGGCCUUCGAGAAUUGCUUUUCUUAGUAUGAUUUGCCGUCGUAUCAAAUCCAUCCCACACUUCAACGUUUGGUGGACUCUUUAGCGACGGAUUUCAGUGGACAUGUUGGGUGGAUUUCUGCAUAGUGUCAAACUCGGAGAGCGUGUUAGUAACAACUAAAGGAUGAAUACUAUUUUUUCCCUCUACAAACAAUUAGGUGAUUAAGAAUGAUCGAGCGGAUUGCUAGUUUGGUUGCACGAAUAGAAAAUCUUCGAGAACAAAUCUACUGGUUGUCGUCUCAAAGAUAAAAAACCGAGGGUCCGAUCGAGUGUGAGAAAAAAAAAUUGCCAAAGAGUAAUUGAGGCCGGCGACAAGAGGAGUCCAUGACAUUACAUGGGUAUACAUGUCGAUACAUUAUUUUAAAUGCAUUCUUGAUACACUUUAAUAACCCUACUUAAAGUACCUACCUGCACUGUACGUAUUGUAGGCAGCUUCGUUCAGACUUCCACUAGGAAUGCAGUGGAAUGCAGAUGUCGCAACCUGGUAACGCUCGUCUGGACCUUUUAUCACUCGUUAUCUGAUUACGCCUGAUUUGACUUUCACUAUCAACUAAAACUUACGCCAAGCAGAGCGUUGGGUUGAGCAAGAGCAUCAUAUAUGUCAGAUCUUCGCUGUCGUCCGCAUUCCGUAACCUUUAGUACAUAAUAUAUCUUUGUUGUCACAUACUGUCUUCCGUAGAAUUCAUUCAAGAUGCAUCUUAACUAAAAUUAAUUAUCAUUCAGAUAUAGACGAAUGCCGGUUCAACUCUCACAAUUGUAGCAACAAUGCCAUCUGCAGUAACACCAAAGGUUCCUUCAACUGUAGUUGCAAACCAGGUUAUAGCGGGAAUGGCCACAACUGUUCAGGUGGGUGCUUGCGAAGUUCUAUAUAAUAUUAUUUACUCAGGCUCGCCAAUCCUUGCAGGGUCACCGUUACAGCCCUCACUGAAUUACUGGGGUCCGUAACAGUUCCUUCCCUCGUGAUAAAUAGACCACCACACAGUACGUGGGUUCUUCAUCGUCCCAAAGAAUGUAUUUGUGCCUCAAUAUCCGAGAAGACUAAAAAUUUCAAACCGUUUGCAGAUUUGUUCACCGUAUCUUUUGUUGCACCUGUUUAUCUUCUAGGUUUGGGUAAUUUUGGUUAUAAAAAAUGAGUAAUUAAAAAAAUAAAAAGCACACAAGCACAGAAGAGCUAUUAUAUUAUGCAAGCGACUCCUCGAAGUAUAGGAAUACAAUUUUACUAGUAUGAUAUGCUUUACGCCUCGUAUCAGGUUAGAAACCAAAGUUAAAUAUACGUGGUUCUUUUCUUAUUGAUGCAAAUCAAAUUGAGGCGAGUAUCAAAACAAAAAGUGUUUAUUGUAACAUUAGCAGUGCUUGUAUAUUCUUUCAAUAAUCAGACGUCCACUUUGUCGUGGAAUUCCUCUAUUACGACAGAUAAUGCGCUUUUGCAGUGUUUCUGUUUAUCUUUUCUCGUAUCAUUCGAUUGCUUCUGCAAACGAGGGUACGAUGGAGAUGGACACAAUUGUACGGGUAAAAUCAUCUACAUGGGUUUGGUUUACGUAUCCACUUUUAAAAACUAUGAUUAGGCAGUCUUUUUUUCUUCGGGAGAACGAGAAAAUAUAGAGAUAUAGGGGGGCAUGUUCGCAGGCUAAAUAUGUCUAUUAUAUGAAAUGACGUAUGCUAAUUUCUCCUUGUUUACUGCCAGAUUAUUGCAUUUUUUGUAGUCUCGCUUGCGUAAACAGCGAGACUCAUAAUCUGCAACGCGUUUUUCGUCGUAUUUUGGGCACAAAAGGGGGUCAUUGUGCCACUCGUUCCUUGCGGAGACCGUGGAAACUGGGACUAAGAAUCGUUGCGUGAUCGAAGCCACGCAUGUUUAGCGAAGAAAGCUUAGAAAAGAUUAAAUUUAAAGCUAUUCCGAAAAGUGUCGGUUCACGAAUUCUAUCGCUUGAAAGCGUUGAUUACUUAGGAACAAGUGAACACUUUUGAAUGGUCAAAAAAAAAAAAAAAAAAAAAAAAGAAUCUUCAUUAGCAAAACUGAGAUGGUCGGGUGUUGUAAACUUUUAUUGUAUGCAUAUGAGUCUUGUGAUGAGCAUGCGGUUUAUAUUCCGCGCUGAUUGAAAUGACGUGCCAUGUAAAUCACUUUUUUGAUCUCUGGCAAUGAUGUUAUUUCCCUGGAAUAGAGGCCCUUGGAUUUCCGUGUAUUUAUACACACGUAUGGCCUGCGACCGCAGACGUUAUUUCUGGUCGUCGCCAACACGCGUACUAAAUCAGUUCAGAAACAAAUAAAAAGUAUCGAUGUCGAUAAAGUAGGUAGUAACCAGAGGGCGCUUACAGUGGCAUUCCGUCUCGCCUGCUUGGAGAUUAGAUCGAGAAAUGAGGAGGCGAUUAAUUCUACAAGAAACAUGAUUUACUCGCUACAGGUUUUUUACUUCCUACUUUAUCGACGUCGAUACUUUUUAUUUGUUUCUGAAUUGAUUUAGUACGCGUGUUAGCGAUGACCAGGAAUACGUCUCCAGAAGCAGGCUAUACGCGUGUAUACUUGUAUAAAUACACGAAAAUUCAAGGGCCUCGAUUCCAGAGAAAUUACAUCGUUGCCAGAUAUCAAAAAAGUGAUUUACAUGGCACUUCAUUUCGAUCAUCGCCGAAAAUAAAUCGCAUGCUCAUCACAAGACUCAUUAGCAUACAGUGAAAGUUUACCACACCCGACCAUCGUAAUUUUGCUAUUUAUACUCAGUAAUGUUCACUUGUUCCAAAGUAAUCAACGCUUUCAAGCGAUAGAAUUCGUGAACCGACACGUUUCGGAAAAGCUCUAAAUUUAAUGAUUCUUUAAUCUUUCCUGAACUUUUUCGCAAAACAUCAUGAAACGAUUCUUAGUCCCAGUUUCCACGGUGUCCGGAAGGAACGCCUGGCACAAUUACCCCCGAUCAGUGACCCAAAAACGACAAAAAAGUCAGGGGGCAACUUCCAGAAAAAUUGUGUGGGGAUGUGCUGCACGCUUCCUGAAACGCUUACCCUAUUUCAGACCAAAAUCUGUGAUUUUUCCCUACCCUAUUUCGGACGAACACUUUGUUGUGGAAUUCCUCUAAUACGACAGAAAAUGCCCUUUGCAGUGUUUAUGUUUAUCUUUUCUCGUACCAGCACCUUUAAAUUUACUGGGUUUAUUCUUCAGACAUAGAUGAGUGCGACGCUGCAAAUAAUAGCUGUCAUGAAAAUGCUUGGUGUAAUAACGCUCAAGGAUCAUUCACUUGCUCCUGUAAGCCAGGGUACGAAGGCGAUGGAUACAAUUGUACAGGUAAAAUUCUUUAGGUUUUUUCAAGUCCAUUUAAAACAAUUCUUGACAAUUCGCCUUAGUUUGAGAGGUGACUGCUGACAUGUUCUGAAAUCAAUGCGAGUCCCGGAUGUAGUUUUUAUGAAACAAUAAAUAAUUACUGAUUAUACUGGUGACUAUAUUGAUUACCUGUUUGUUCAGGCAGAAUAGAAUUAAUAUUUACUUUAUCACUCAGACGCAGACGAAUGCCUGAACACCUCUCACAAUUGUAGCGAAAAUGCCAACUGCACUAACACCGAAGGGUCCUUCAACUGUAGUUGCAAACCAGGGUACAUUGGAAAUGGCCACAACUGUUCACUGGCAGGUUAGUUGUUGAAAUUCCUGUCUCGCUUUCCGUUAGUUUUGAGACUUCUUGUUUAGUACAAAAAGGGUUAAUGUUCAGUGAUGUAGUAUAAAAUCAUAAAUUGCAGUAAAUUAUAAGAAAUUGUUACUCGCUCUUUUUAUGAUAAUUUAAUUUAUUUAUUCAGUUAUUAGUUCCUUGCUUAUUAAAAUCUAACAACUUCGUCUUCACGACUAUUGGAUAACGUCAGAGCUCAUCUCUAAAUAUUUGCAUCAUCAUGUAAAAUACAUCCUCGGAUAACUCUUAGGGAGUAACUAUUAACCCCCUGUUCUGUACUACGAUGGGAAUAUAAGAUAAGAUAAUUGACCUAGAUAAACACUAUCCCCGUUUUUUUGGGGGAUACCAUCCUACUUUGAAGCUCUCUGGUAUCCCCUCCUUUACUUUUAUCGUAAGUCUAACACAUAGAAUCGAUAACAUAUAGUGAGCAAUUGUCAAUUGUGGCCCUGAAAACUUUUGAAAGAAAGAAAAAAUACGAAUUUUUAAGAAAAUGCUUUUUUCGUGAGAAGGACUCUUAAACGCUGACAAACGUCAACAAAUAGCGAAAACUAUAAUUUCUAUAUGUUUGCUUUGCUCGAAAUCGCGCGCACUUUCAAGGCUCUAAAGCGUUUUGCUGACUUGCAAGGACCCAUCUGUUAUAACGAUGCCCAAAAUAAAGGGAUGAAUCUCAUAGUUUAUUAGAUAUAAUCGUGUAAAAGUUUGCUUAUCAUUUUCACAUAAAUUAUGACCUAAAUUUGGAAACCGCUGAAUUUCUCGAAUUGGGUCUUUGCGAUUUUGGUGAAACUCUGUUCAGCGCAAGGCACUAAUGCGCACUAUGUGUAGCCGAGAGAUUUUCACGAAAAAAUGCCGGGAACAGCAGAUUUUCGACUCAGACCUCAAAGGGGUGUGGCAUUAUAACCACGUGACAUUUACUCCGAUCGCCAAAUAUUUUAUGUUAUAUUGUAGAUUGAUCUAUAUGUUAUCGAUUCUAUGUGUUAGACUUACGAUAAAAGUAAAGGUGGGGAUACAAGAGAGCUUCAAAGUAGGAUGGUACCCCCUCCAAAAAACUGGGUCGAGUCAACUUAAACCCUAAGAUCUAAAUUAAAAAUUCUCCUUUGUUGCCGCUAUUCAUUUACUAUAGAAGUAGGCAGUGGGGAGAAGUUGCGCUACUUCAACAACGAUAAAUCACAUACUUUUUUUUUCUCAGAAUACCAGUUGUAUUAGAAAACCGCAGGUCAUCUCAGGGGAAGGGGGGGCGGGGGGUGCGCACCCCCUGCACCCUCCCCCUAGAUCCGCCCCUGCCUAUCUAGGUUUAAGUUUCAUACUAGAUGUAAGGAUCUUACUGAACUGAUAAAUGGCAACAAUUGCUCCGCGUGCGUAAUUUGUAUCUCUUAAGUUGUGCCCGUGUUCCUAGAAUUGUUUUGAUUAUUUUAGCAUAUUGUAAAUGUAUAUAUAAUAUAUACAGGAUUAUACUAUAGCUUUUUUUAAUAGCUUUUUAUUUCUUAUCUUUUAUUUAUCAUAUUAUUCAUUAUUUAUUUUAUCUUUAUGUUGUGUCCCCAAUUAGGGUCAAUUAGCGUCAGCUAAAUACAUCGACAAAUGAAUAAAGUUCAUCAUCAUCAUCAUCAUCAUCAUCAUCAUCAUCAUCAUCAUCAUCAUCAUCAUCAUGUCCAAUAGUCUUUGAACUACCCUAAAAAGGAUUGGUAUUAAUCUACCUAUCAGUCCGUCAAACCCUUUACUUCAUCCGUGCGUCCACGAUCAUCCCCCCCAAAAAAUGUAUUCAGUUUUACCAGAAACCCUUAUGAGUUUCUGGUUUUACCUAGCGUUUGAGCAAAGAGAACAAGAGAAAAAAAGAGAAUUGAUAUACCUUAGCAGAACCGUGCUAUUACUCACUUUCACAUUCUCCCUCAUUUCGGAAUUGUCGCGUGGGUUUGCUGCUUUGCCUGUUUGCUAUGGAGUUAAUGGUCUUUUUUUGUUUGUUUUGACUUUUUUUUCUUCUAAUGUUAUCUUCCGCUUUCAUUUUGUUCAUUAUCAUUCUAAUAUGCAUGCAUGCACGUUUUUUUUUUCUUUUGGACGAAAGAUUAGUCAUCAAUCCACCCAUCCAUUCAUUCCUCGCCUAUUCAUUAUACCACCUAUCUGCCUUUCUAUCUAAUCUACAAACAGGACUUGAGUAAAAUGAGGCUGUGGCUGGGUACGCAGAUGAUUCCCUGACCGUGAUAUUUUCUCAUCCAAAUUAACCUUUGUGUAUCAUCCAUGUGUUUCCAUUUGCAGAAUUUUCAAUAAACUCAACAAUAUUACAUGGAAAUCAGGAUUAUCUCCGACAUCUUCACCGUUUUCUUGCUAGCGCUCCUGAGGUUGGGGAGGAUUCUUCCUGGCUUCUUUGCUACCGUGCUACCUCACAUGGCUGGAGUGAAACAAUCUUCCACCAAAAAUGUGAUCAUAAAAACAAUACUGUCACCAUCAUAAGGAAAGGAUCAUACGUCUUUGGAGGAUACACUGACAUUCCCUGGAGUAAGAUUUGAUAUUGAUGUUUUAUUACCUUUAAAAGGGCUUUAGUGCCACGGGUGUUUCACUUACACCUUAACCUACAGUUGUUCCUCAUAACUACAGAAUGAUUCCAAUAAUAGUACUCGCAUUGCAGUUUACAAUAGGCUAAUGCUUUAAUAGAGAUCGAGCGAGAAAUACGAUUGCUAGAAAGAGACAUACGCCUUUUACACUAUACUUAAGCUCUCUGCGGUUCACCCGUUCAAAUGAGUUAAAUUCUGACGACAUUCUUAGUAUAGAUUCAACUUAUAUCCAAAGUAAAAAGAUAGAUUUUGCAUUCGAGCCAAGGGGCCCAUCCGAGGUUGGAGCGUUAAAUCCCCUGGCUUCCACUAACGUGAAGCGAUUAGUAGUAUCGCUGCCUCCCCUCUGGAUAAAAUCAUAUUUCAUCGCAAGGAUAUCAUAAAGAAAGGCCCAUGGGUCUUUGGAGGACAAACUGACUUUCCUUGGGUAAGAUUUUACAUUGACUUUUAAGUAUCUUUAGUUGAUAAAAGAUUCAAGGGCUUUAGGUAUGGACUGUGCAAUAAUUAUCAGGAGGAGGGACUGAAAAUGAACCUGACAUUGAGUCCCUCCCGACUUACAUUUGCAUGUUCUUUCUUUAUGUUGUACUGUAACGUUUUCGUAGGCUGCGUCUGGAGCAUCACCUCACGCAGCGAGACAAAGCCAACCAUUUCAGAACAGCCCGAUUGUGCAUCGUCUUUUAAUUCCUCCUGUCAUUGUCACUUCCGUCGAUUUCCGGUUGAGUCAUGACCAGUAUGAACAAAACUCAGAACGCGAGCUACUAGUCUCUCUUUCCCUCCUCGACCUCUUUUAUCGUCAUGCUUUCGUCAUGUGAUUUAACAGGGGAGUUAUCCUUGCAUGCCGCUAUUCACACAAUUUUCAUGUUUGCUGAAGCUCACCUGGCACUUCCUUUUGGCUGAAAAUGUCUAAACAUUUUUAAAAACGUAAUUAGUUACUAUAGAGGGGACACCCCCUUUUUAAAACCUUGAAUACACCCACGUUCUGUUAAGUAGAAAUAAGCUAAAUUAAUAUCAUGUAACUAGGAUUGUUCAUGGCUUUGGUACUAAUUAUUGCUAGUUCUUUGUUAUAUUUUGAUCACAAAUAAUUCAUGUUUCGUUCAUAUCAAAUCACCCCCAGACUGAGUAUUAUUGUUAAGGUGAUUAUACACGGGACGAUUUUUAGCGCAACACAGGGUUGCAAUGUUGAAACAAUGUUGUCACUAUUAGAAACAAUGUCGCAACGAUGUUGCAAUGCUGUGUUGCGCUAAAAAUCGUCGUUGCGAAUCGUCUCGUGUAACAUCACCUUUAGUGAGACAGCUAACCCACAAAAAAAUGAGAUAUAACCCCCCUUUUUGAAAAAAACAACAACAACAACAACUGAUAUUUGCUAUUAAUUUACCAGGUACCACGCCCCCUUCUGGUUUUAACCCCCCCGCCUCCUGCUAACAUUGUACAGUCCCUUUAAAAGAGAAACAUUCUAAAGUAAUGCCUUGAAACCAUGGUAACUGCAAAAUGAUUUCAUUAUAGCAUUACUCGUAUUGUAGUCUACAUUAGUGCAAUAGACCUCUUCCAUAAUCGGCCAUUUGUUUAUUCUUCUAAUUAAUGUGAUUUAUUCUGGUAAGUAAUUGUUAUUUUCUGUUCUAUUAUUUUAUUAUUUAUUCAUGAUCUUUUUUUUUUUUUCUCUCUUUCUGGUUCGUCGUCUGUAUAUAUUAAAUUUUAAACGAAACGUAAUUGGUAACACUAGUUAAAAUAUUGACAGAAAAUAAACAGAGCUGAACUGAACUGAAAUGAGUUUUCCUGGUCUCAUUUGAAAGUAAGAAUUGUUUUAUAAUUUGUAUUCAUAUAAAAGAAUAUAUUAAUAGGCUGCAAUAGUUUGCAAUUGUGAAAAGGGUUUAUGCUAUAAUAGAGAUCUAAAAACAAGAUUGCUCGAAUGGUAGACAAUUUGCAUCAAGGACGUCGACUUAUAUACACUGUUUACAUUAUACUCGUAAUACCCCAGUAGUUGACACUACACUGAGCUGCCCCCGCUCUGCAUGAUGUCGGUCAAUUGUAUUCUUUGUCUUUGUGUGGCUCUUUGAAAUAAACCGAUUACAUUAUUAAUUCAAAAGCCGGAGGAAAUAUCCGUCCGUCCCCUCCCGGUGAAAAAAAUUUUCUAAUCUAAUCUUGUCUAAGUUGGAUGGAAAAAGUUCAUAGCUUUAAUGGAUCGGCAUGUCCAAGUAUUAUUGCAUGUAACAAAGGAGAUUAAUAAAUAAAUUCUCAUAACGUUUAAUUAAGGGACCUUUACCUCAAUGACUCCUUGCGAAGCGAGCGGCCGUAAAGCCACCCGCGGAGCGAGAUAACUUUGUAGUCGAAAUUCGUAUUGCGUGUGGAAUUAGCCUGCAUAACAGGCUUAUUAUGAGUCAAGCGAGGCGAACGCGGCAUUUUUGCGUCAUGCGGGAGACGAGGGGAGCAGAAACCUCGUUCCCAUGGUUCUCUCCUACCCGUCCCUAGAGAAAGAGAAAAGAGACAAAGACAGAGAGAGAGAGGGAUGGGGGUAGGGGAGGUAGAGAACCCUGGAAACGAGGAGUAAAAAAGCGCCUGUUAUCAGUCCAUUGUUCUGGCUUUUCCCACGUUCACUGCAUGAACGUCGCGCUCCAAUUGGUUAAUUGAUGACACACGUUGUUCUGGCAUGAUUCUGGCAUGUUUGUAUGGAACAAAAUGGCCGUGACGUAGUAAUGUUUUUUUGACGAUGUUGUUAGAAAAAGCUCCUCGUUUAGGUCCAAAACUGUUCCAGAAAUAAAGGCAAAAAAAAAAAGUUAAAAUUUAUUGCUUAAGAGGAAUUGAAUUUAUUGCUUGGAUUGCUUCCAUCUGGGUUUGGAAAAGGCCUGAUUUACUAACCUUUUUUGUAAUUAGGCGUUGACAGGCCAAACACGACUCAUAAGCUCGUGAUAGUGUAAAACGUGGCCUUGGAAUUUGUUGGAACAACAGGUUUUCCCUCUUUUCUUUCUCGCCGCUGUGUUUGGACAUAAACUAAGCUUUGACUGAGCAAAGCUUAUUUUUGUCUUACAGUAUUGAAGGUGAUUCAUUCCCUCGUAGUUGUUAUUUCCUGUGGUUUAUGCUGUUGUCGGUGUUUCUGGUAGCCAAAAAGGUGACAAUUUUCGAGUAAUGGAUCAACUUUUCAUUCGUCCUUUUAACAUCACCGCUGCCAGUGAAUAUUUGUGGGCGUAGUAGGUGGGCGGAAGAGCCAGAAAGAUGGACUUUAUUUUAGGCGGUUUAUUUUUUCUUCUUAGCUCGUCUCGCGCUUCGCGCAAAAUGCCGCGUUUGCAUCGCUUGGCUCAUAAAGCGCCUGUUAUGCAGGCUAGCGUGGAAUGUGCGUGCACAGCGAGGGAGAAACACGACUUAGCUUUAUAUGCAACACGACUACCAGAUGUGUGCAAAGGCCAAAGAGUUCGUUCAUCCUCUGUGAAAAAUGUUUACUGUUGGUUAUUCAUCCUGGGUGAGAAAAGGUUUACUGUCGGUAAAUCGCGAUCGAUUCUCCUCAUACAAAUACUGUACAACGCCGUAAAGAGACUUAUAUUCUUUAAAUGUGAUGAAUUGAGAAAAAGUACGGCUUUUACCUUCAAUACCCUACUUAUUUUCCUAGAAUAUCUCUUUGAAUUCUUGAUAAAUACAGCUUCACCAGCUUCUGACAGCUUAUGAACAGAAUUUUACGACAAAAAAGCUUUAAAUAUUAUAACUUCUCCUCCCCUCUCCCGCCCCCCGUUUUGUGGUUAUUUUGUUUUGUCUUCUUUUUUUUAACUAUAUUAUUUUUACUUAUUGGCUGGUUUCAAUUUGUUUGUACUGCUGCCCAUUUACGCCUUCGCGAGGUGUUGCGAUAAACGUAUUUCACGUAGUAACAAUAAUCAGAUUAACAAAUAAAAAUGACGUCAUCGCACAAAUACCGUAAAAUUCCGAAAAUAAGCCCCGGGGCUUAUAUUUUUCAAAGGCUUUUUUUGAGGGGCUUAUUUUUGGAGAGGCUUACAUUUGGAGGGGCAAAUUUACGUGAAAAAAAUCGAUCGGGCUAGCCUUAUAGUUGGAAGGAAAUUUACUGUUUUUGCUGUGUUUUACUUUGUAUUUGAGGGCAAUUUCCAGGUACAAGCCCCCUGGGGCUUAUAUUUGAGGGGCGAUUUUAUGGAGGGUUUUUUGUGUUAUAAGUUUGGGGGGCUUAUAUUUGGAGGGGCUUAGACAUGGAGGGGCUUACUUUCGGAAUUUUACGGUAGCCUAUUUUACUGUCUUUGAAAGGAAAAUAUACAUGGUAACAAAUAUGUUAAUUAAAAAAUAUAUAUAUAUAUAUAUAUAAAAUAUGAAGUAUAUUUGAUUAUUAUUAUUUAUUUUUUUUGUUAGAAUCCAGUGGUGGCUAUGGCAAAACCCCCUACGCGUUUAUCUUUUCUCUCAACAAUUCUGAAGGGCUGGCACCGUUUGUGAGCAAGGUAAAGGAAGAUAAGACAAAAAUUGCAAUUGAGAGGAAUUUAUUUUAUGGUCCAAAGUUUGGUGAUGACCUCGUCAUUUAUCUUGACCCCGCGUAUGUCCAGGACUCAAAAGCAGUCUUGGGCGUAUUCUACUCUGUUCCAGCUUCAGUGAAGGACAAGGUCACAGUCCUGAAGGGGCCUGGAGGAACUUCUCACCUGAUGAGGUGGAGGUAUUUUUAUCUUGACCCAUCAUGCAAGAUAACACGAACUGAGUUCAACUGA
Messenger RNA from Porites lobata, 20916 nucleotides. Lineage: Eukaryota; Metazoa; Cnidaria; Anthozoa; Scleractinia; Poritidae. The record is from the annotation of a GenBank genome assembly.